AUGGAUUACCACCGCAACUACCGUCCUUGUUCCACUUUCUUCGUGGAGGAUGACUAUGGAAUGGAAUCUCGAAUCCGUGCUGAACGUCAAGCGAAGCAGGAACAUGACAAGCUCCUUGCUCGUGAGCGUCAGUACGCCAUGGCCGACGAGCUGUCCAGACUCACCAGCGAUGAGCUUCGGGAUGAUGUCCUGAGCCACAUGCUGGAGAUGGAUAGCCAAACUCAGCCUGACGUCGAAUCCAUCGACAUCCAAACCGAAAUCCAGUGGUUCAUGCGACCCUAUCUUCUUGACUUUUUGAUCGAGGCCCACACUGCGUUCCAGCUCCUGCCAUCCACCCUGUUCUUGGCGAUCAACCUUUUGGACCGAUACUGCUCCAAGCGUGUCGUCUAUAAGCGUCAUUAUCAGUUGGUUGGCUGUGCAGCUCUGCUAAUUGCGGCCAAGUACAACGACAAGAAGGACCGCGUUCCUACUGUCAAAGAAUUGAAGUCGAUGUGCUGUUCGCUCUAUGAUGAUGACAUGUUCAUUCAGAUGGAGUGGCAUGUCCUUCAGACUCUUGGCUGGACCAUCGGACACCCGACCGUGGACGCUUUCCUGCAGCACGCCGUCUUAGAUGAGCCUUACGACCCCGAGGUGGAACACAUGGCUUUGUACAUUCUGGAGAUCGCCCUGUUUCACCGUGACUUUGUCUCCAAGCAGUCAUCAGAGCUCGCUCGUGCUGCCCUGGCUCUGUCUCGUUGCAUCCUCAACCGGCCGCAGCCUCGUCACACUCACUGGGCUUCUCAGUACGACUCGAUGACCCUUGUUGCCUUGUCUCAACAGUUGCACCAGCCUUCCACCGUCGUUGCCCGCAAGUAUGCUUCGGCUCACUACUCGCGUGUCUCCAAGGUCAUGGAGCACUUCCUCAACCGCCAGGCUUCUUUGGCCAGCUACGCCCGUUGCACCCCUCCGGUCGAGACUCCUGUCGAGUCGAAGCCUUACAAUGGGGAGAUGGGCCUUGCAACCCCUCAGAAGUCUUCGCAGUUGACUGCUAUUCCCCAUGGAUACCUCACUCCACCAAUCACUCCGGAGAACGAGGCUCUCGUGCAUGCUCAUGCACAAAUGGGGAACCAUGACAUGACCCGCGGGAUGCCCACUGUCCACGGCUGUUCGCCAUCACCAGCACCUUCCGCUGAGAUGCAAUACAUGAACAGUGAAGCAUACCAGCAACACCAAGAAGCUUUGUACAUGGCUCAGCAGGCCGCCCUCCAACACUUCCCUGCUGCCCCGACUCACAUGGAAAUGGAUCAGACCUAUGCGGGUGGGAUGUAA
Penicillium canescens is the source of this 1308-nucleotide messenger RNA. RefSeq lists its product as uncharacterized. The transcript has 2 exons. NCBI's taxonomy places the organism in Eukaryota, Fungi, Ascomycota, Eurotiomycetes, Eurotiales, Aspergillaceae. Bases 1 to 1308 code for a protein of 435 amino acids. Gene Ontology annotation, cellular component: centrosome; cyclin-dependent protein kinase holoenzyme complex; nucleus. Gene Ontology annotation, biological process: mitotic cell cycle phase transition; regulation of cyclin-dependent protein serine/threonine kinase activity. Gene Ontology annotation, molecular function: cyclin-dependent protein serine/threonine kinase regulator activity. The record is from RefSeq and is a predicted model, not a curated record.